Messenger RNA from Anopheles stephensi (Asian malaria mosquito), 5105 nucleotides. RefSeq names its product MAGUK p55 subfamily member 7 (gene metro). The coding region runs from base 573 to 2345 and encodes 590 amino acids. Gene Ontology annotation, cellular component: plasma membrane; cell-cell junction. The record is from RefSeq and is a predicted model, not a curated record. Gene Ontology annotation, molecular function: protein binding. The transcript has 12 exons. Lineage: Eukaryota; Metazoa; Arthropoda; Insecta; Diptera; Culicidae.
UUUCAUAUUAUGGAUGCGGCGUUCUGAAUACCACCCCGCCGCUGUAGCGUUGUAGACUUUUUCAGUCCACUAAGCAGAUUCGAUGCACUCUCACCACCAUACAACGACGAAAAACGAAAGCCAAACGACACGAAAGCGGCGUUCUGUCAAAUUUCCUUCGCAACGGGGGCAACAUCGUGGCCUUUCUACAUCGUGCAGCACAUUAGAAGCGUUUCAUUCAUGUUGGGGUGCGAAUGUGCGGCAACAACCGUGGCUCGGUGAUUCUCUGUCUGGGUAUCCCAACCUCUUUCAAUCGUGUGAAGCACAGUGAAAAUAGAUGUGACAAAUAUGCGUGCGUGUGUAGCAUGUCCUGCUGGUGCAAUCAUUCAGCAGGGUUAGGUGCGACCGCUCGAUCGUGUAGUGUAACGUAAUAAAGCGGCAUGACUUCAUAUGAACAAACAGCCAGUGUAUAGAGAAACGUUAACAAGUGUGUUCGAAUCAAGCCAACCUAAAAUAUAGUGAUUUAUUUGCUUGUAUUGUGUUGUAUUGUGUGGUGUACAUAUUUCAUAUUUGUAGAGUAGGUUCUGUAAAUAAUGACCGCUAUUGCCAUGGCGUCGGAUGGAGGUUAUGAUCCCGUGAUUUCUAAGCUGAUUACAUCGCUUAAAGAAGCCGAAAGCUUGACCGACGAAAAGGAUCUGGGGUUUUUGCAAAACCUGCUGCAGUCGAAGGAACUGAACGCACUAGUGAAUGUACAUAGCAAGGUGGCCAAAAUUAAUAAGGACGACAGGAUAGCUCCAUUGUUAUCGGCGUCAGUUCAGAUCUUGAUGGAAGUGUUGGAGCUGCUAGCUCCAAGAUGUCACAUUUCUCCGCUCUGUAAGGAGGUUUUCCACCUACUUCAAACUCCGCAUUUGCAGAGCAUUCUUUUUGCACACGACGCUAUCGCGCAAAAAGAUUUUUAUCCUCAUCUGCCGGAUAUCCCCGUGGAGGUUGACGAAGACGAAGAGACCAUCAAAAUCGUACAGCUUGUAAAAAGUAACGAACCUCUGUGUGCUGGAGCACAAAGUGCGGAACCAAUCGUUGGUGCUACCAUCAAAACAGACGAAGAAACGGGCAAAAUUAUUAUCGCACGCAUCAUGCACGGCGGGGCGGCUGAUCGUUCGGGCCUUAUUCACGUCGGCGACGAGGUGAUCGAAGUAAACAAUAUUAACGUCGAGGGCAAAACACCAAGCGAUGUUCUAUCUAUUCUGCAAAAUUCUGAAGGCACAAUAACGUUCAAGCUUGUCCCGUCCGAUGGUAAGCUGGAUCAGCGGGAAAGCAAGGUGCGGGUGAGAGCCUAUUUCGACUACGAACCAGAAAACGAUCCCUACAUCCCGUGUAAGGAGGCUGGUCUAGGGUUCCAACGGGGUGACAUUCUUCACAUUGUAUCCCAGGACGACUCCUACUGGUGGCAGGCGCGCAAGGAGGGUGAAAAAACGACCCGCGCCGGGUUGAUACCAAGCCGGGCCCUGCAGGAGCGUCGUAUACUGCACGAAAGAACUCAGAAGGAAACGAAUGGUGAUGCAAAAAAAGGUUCAUGUGCCUCCAUCUGCUCGACUCCACCCGGUUCACCAAACCCAAACCAUCCCUGUGGUGGGCCAAAGACUAAAAAGAUUAUGUACGAUACAGCGGAGAACGAUGACUUCGAUCGGGAAAUGAUCGCCACGUACGAGGAGGUGGCCAAGCUGUACCCGCGCCCCGGCAUUUUUCGGCCGAUCAUCUUGAUCGGUGCGCCCGGCGUGGGCCGCAACGAGCUGAAGCGUCGACUCGUUGCACGAGAUCCGGAAAAAUACAAAAGCCCAGUUCCAUACACUACGCGCCCGAUGCGCCCGGGAGAGGUCGCCGGCCGGGAGUAUCUUUUCGUAACCCGCGAAAAGAUGGAGGCCGACAUUGCCGCGGGCAAGUUCAUCGAACACGGCGAGUACAAGGGACAUCUGUACGGGACGGCGGCCGAAAGUGUGAAAAGCAUCGUGAGCGCUGGGUGCGUGUGUGUGCUGGGACCUCACUAUCAGGCGCUGAAGUCACUAAGGACGGCUCAACUAAAGCCUUACAUCGUACACAUUAGACCACCGGUUUACGAGGAGCUGAAAAAAUCUCGCACGAAAGCUCGCGCCCGCUCAACGUUUGAUGAAAACAAUUCGAGAGGAUUCACGGAUGAAGAGUUCAUGGAGAUGAUCAAAUCGGACGAACGCAUCAACUUUCUUUACGGCCACUUCUGUGACGAUGAGAUCGUGAACGAUGAUCUUACGGAGGCGUUCGAGAAGUUGGUCAAUUUUGCCAACAAAUGUGAAUCCGAGCCGCUCUGGGCACCGGCCAGCUGGGUGCAGUAGAGAAUAUUGAGUUUGGUCGCAGGGUCGGACGGGAGGGUACUAGAGUUUGAAAAUUUUGGUCAAUUGUUUUUCUUCUCACGAUCACGCAUUAUUCGUACUAGCGUUAGUGUUAUGCGCCGUCUACCGAUUGGAUUCGUCACUCGUGUUAUCAUGUUCGGUUGAACGCUAUUUACGGUUACCAAAUAUUUUAUCAUUUGCCAGAUGCUACAUUUGUUAUUAGUUGUAUGAUUUUUAUUUACAAUUUGUUUACCACAAUAAACGAUCAUUGGUUAUCUUUGAGGUAUAAUUUGAUUGCUUUACAGCUGCUUUUUUGCUUUUCAGUUUGAGUGGCUCCCGUACCUCCAUCGCAAGAGCGCGCGCUCGUUUGCUACAAGCUUGAACGUUAUUAUGCUAAGGUGCUUUUUCUAUGGGAUAGUUGUACAAAAGCCAAAAAAAAAAAUACGGUGUGUGGUGGGGACUAAACAGCUACCAAACGGCGAACGCGCGUGCAUAACAUCCUAUCGGCAUUUGGGGAUAUUUAACAAGAGAAAAGAAUCGGUAGAAUUAGUAAGAUAGCGCCAGCGAAUUGUGUUACAUUGUGUGUAGAGUUAUUGUAUACUAGAGACCAUUUGUUGGUUGGCCGCAGAGUAGUGCGAUACACGGGACCGAAACGGUUACAUCCCUGUUUAAUUGUGUUAGAUUCCUUCAGUUAGCAAACGACGUGGAAAGGAAAACAUUGCGACACGGCACGACAGAACCACGAAUGAAUGAGCUUAUUUAACCCGUUUGACUUCACCGGUACGUUUUUUGCAUGUGUUGUUGUUGGUAGGAAUUUAAUUGAAGCAAAUCACUGCCCAAACCCUCUCUUAAACGGGCAGCGAGAAGAAGCGUUUGUAUGCCCGUGUUGUGUGCGAUACAUGAAAGAGAUAAUGUAGAUACCACUUACACUUACCACACAGAUUAGCUAAGAUGGUUGGAUUCGUAACUGUGUUCCAAUUGUGAUUGGAGACGUAAGAAUAAUUUCGAAUGACAAAUUUCAGUACUUAAACCCGAUCAACCCCAUUGGUACAAAUAGUAGCACAACUGACAGAGGUUCGGUUUCUGUUCUGUUUGAAACUCCUCUCGGAUAGAAUCUACGGUUGCAAAUCAUUUUGUUUCCAAAGCGCCAUGAACAACUUCCGUACCUAGCAAAGGAUCAAUGCAAAACAAAAUAAUCCUAAUCGAGUCAUUUUCAAUCACUAACAAAGCUAACAGUUCUACCGUUUACAGUUUGCAAACUAUAAAUAUAUAUACACAGAUAUUGAAAGAAGCAUUUAACAAAAUUCAUACCAUGAAAGGGUCCGUAUUUUCCGACACGUUUUAUACAUAAAUGUUGAAAGUAAAAAGAAGCUAAAAAUUGACUUGUAGCAGAACACUUAUCGAUCAUCAUAGCGUUGCUGUGUGAAAGUCGUGAAGCAUUUUGUCGUCACCAACACAUUGCUACUUAAAACUAGAGCCGGAACAAUAGCACACUAAAGAUAUAGUUUCUCAAACGUUUGAAGCAAAAACAAAACAACAACCAAAAUGGAACAGAUUAUAUAAAGCACAUAAAGUCUUUCGCUAGCAUGAUAAUCCGCACGCAUGCGAAUCUGCAGCCAUCGUAAGCCAGCAUCGUUGUUCAUUGAGCCAAAACCAAACAUAACUCAAACAAAAAGGAAUGUACAGUAACUGUAACGGCACACAGAAAAUGUAAAACAGCAAUUGUGACCAGAUCAGACCAGACACAACAGAGCCCAGCCGAGCUUGCGUAUGCGUAUUCCCUCUAAAUCCUGCAUCUAAUGUCGAAUCCACAUUGCAAGCUGGGUCUCCUUCCGAUCUCUCCUGCUUCCUUCCGACCUCUUGCAAUAACUAUUAAACAAAAACGUUCUUAAAUGCUAUGCUAAAUGAAUAAUGCUCCCAAAAAAGAAAAUACGUGUGGGAAAAUGUGUGAACAAUCGGGACAAUACGCAUGCGAAACGCCACGUGUCGCCAAAAGUACGCGUAAUGAUUGCGCGUUACAUUAGAAGCGUGUGCUUUCGUUCAAAUGUUUAUGCAAAACCGUUAACCAUUCGCCCUAAGGCCGGAGAGCUCCUAGAAGCUCCAUACAAAAAUGGAGUUGGACUAAGGCAUAAUGAUUGAAUUAGGAUGCCAUUACCACACACACACCAUCGAACAACACAUUUGUGGCAAAUUAUUAUGUACUCACCAUUCGUAAGUUGUUUCGGGGAAGAAGUGAUGAGUGAUCCUCAUCACCACCACGCUACUCCUCGGAACAGUUAGAUCUUCCCUUGUUGGUCUGUGCUAAUCGCACAAACUCCUAGCAGCCAAAGACACACGUUGGAAUGUAUGCAGAAGGAUAACAAAUGUAUGGAUUCCCUCCCCACCCAGGGAAUUCAAAUGUUCGGCCAAAAACCUAUUGGUCAGUCAACAGAAGUACAUGUACAUGUGUAACGCAAAAGACACGACAGGCACGUAAAAAAAGUAAGCAAAGUGAUGAUGUUGUUUGUUGAUUAGUUUUAGAUACCUACACACACACACACACGCACACAAACGAGGAGGGUGCACCACAUGCGAAUUCAAGCCAAUCAUAUGGGACGGAAUAGGGAAGGGAAAGAUCUUCAGAGGGAUCUGAAGAAGGACACGAACGUUCAAACAAACAAAAUUGUCACCCAAUGUACCCUCAUCAACAACAACAACAGCUAGCACGUAAAGAUGCAUUGAACAAAGGAGUAUAUAUAGCAAAUAAAAAGGAAAAAAAAUGGA